Molecule: messenger RNA, 1245 nt
Organism: Penicillium chermesinum
Lineage: Eukaryota; Fungi; Ascomycota; Eurotiomycetes; Eurotiales; Aspergillaceae
Product: putative aspartate transaminase
Exons: 3
Biological process (GO): L-aspartate biosynthetic process
Cellular component (GO): cytosol
Molecular function (GO): pyridoxal phosphate binding; L-aspartate:2-oxoglutarate transaminase activity
Source: RefSeq, a predicted model, not a curated record
AUGUCCAAAGUUUCCACUCGCCUGAACGUGGCACCGGUCCCUCCGGACGAGAUCUUCGCCCUGAACGGUGCUUACUUCGCCGAUACACACCCUCAGAAAGUCAGCCUGGGCGUAGGCGUUUACCGAACUGACGACGGGAAGCCAUGGCCCCUACCUGUUGUGGAGAAGGCUGAGAAACAGUUAGUGGCGGAGAACGACCUGAUGCGUCACGAAUACACAACCAUUGAGGGCGACAUUCCCUUCAAUCUGGUCGCCCGGAACCUGAUGUUUGGCUUCGAAGCCGGAGACAAGCAGUCAGAGGAGAAAGCCCGCGUUGCCACCGUGCAAACCGUAGCCGGGACCGGCGCCAACCACCUGGGCGCCCUGUUUCUGGCCCACCACAUGAAGCCUCGCACCGUGUGGCUCUCCGACCCAUCCUGGGCCAACCACCAGACUAUCUGGGAUUUGGCCGGCGUCCCGCGCAAGACGUACCCAUACUACCAUGCCGAGACCCGUUUGCUGGACUUUGACGGCAUGAUGGCCACACUUGAGUCCGAGGCGCAGGAGGGCGAUGCGGUGCUGCUGCAUGCGUGCGCACACAACCCAACGGGUCUCGACCCCACCAAGGAGCAAUGGAUUGCGAUUGCCGAUCUCUGCGAGCGCAAGAAGCUGUUCCCAUUCUUCGACUCUGCGUACCAGGGAUUCGCGUCAGGGUCUCUCGAGGAGGAUGCGUGGGCAGUGCGCUACUUCUUCACCCACAAGCCUGACAUGGAGAUGUGUGUGGCUCAAUCCUUCUCAAAGAACUUCGGCCUGUACGGCCAGCGUGUCGGUGCUUUCCACUACGUGACCAACCGCAGCUCGACCGCUAUUCGGGAUGUCAUUGUCAACAACCUGUGCCAUCUCAUCCGUGGCGAGUUCUCCAUGGGCCCGCGCAUUGGUACGACCAUCGUUAAGAAGAUUCUGAAUGACGAGGAAUUGGUCGCCGAUUGGCACCGGGAUCUGGAGGUAAUGAGUUCGCGUAUCAAGUCUAUGCGCCAGGCGCUAUAUGACGAACUCGUUCGCCUGCAGACCCCGGGCACUUGGAAGCAUAUCGUUGAGCAGAAUGGUAUGUUUUCCUACACCGGACUUACUCCCAAGCAAGUCCACGCUCUGAAGGAAAAGUACCACAUCUACCUACUCCAGUCCGGUCGAGCAUCCAUCAGUGGCUUGAGCGAGAAGAACGUUGUUUACGUUGCACAAGCCAUUGAUGAUGUUGUUCGUAGUGAA